AUGCUCGUCGUCUCGCGAUUGUUCCAGGAAUACUGGCUCCCGCUGCACCAGUGCGACGACGACAUCGACACGCGCAUCAUCUUCUACCUCCCCGACCCUAUUGGCUUUGACCUCGUGGCGUGCGUCAUGGAGGAGGUGGGGGACUACUUGGACGACAAGGGCGUGGAGGACUACGACUUUGAGCCUGUGCAGGACACGGACGGCGAGAUGGCCUUCCACCUCCUCGUCAACCGCGUGUGGCUCGGCGGCAUCGAGGACGAGGUGUGGGAUAUCCUGCACGGCCUCAUCCCGGACUUUGACGGCACUGGUGUGGAGAUUGUCUCGCUGUAG
Apiotrichum porosum is the source of this 330-nucleotide messenger RNA. RefSeq lists its product as uncharacterized. Bases 1 to 330 code for a protein of 109 amino acids. The record is from RefSeq and is a predicted model, not a curated record. Lineage: Eukaryota; Fungi; Basidiomycota; Tremellomycetes; Trichosporonales; Trichosporonaceae. The transcript has 4 exons.